Molecule: messenger RNA, 1972 nt
Organism: Beta vulgaris subsp. vulgaris (sugar beet)
Lineage: Eukaryota; Viridiplantae; Streptophyta; Magnoliopsida; Caryophyllales; Amaranthaceae
Product: B3 domain-containing transcription factor VRN1
Exons: 4
Coding region: 77-997 (306 amino acids)
Molecular function (GO): DNA binding
Source: RefSeq, a predicted model, not a curated record
UAUAAUUGUGGUUUGGAAGAAGAGAAAAUCAAAGCAUACAUUUAUUACAUUUACACCAAUAACAUACAUUUUGUACAUGAAGAAAUCAUCUAUGAAUCCCAAAACAAACAAAGAAGAAGAGAAGAUAAUCCAUAGAAAUUAUGGUGUGAUAAAACCUCGUUCCUUCUUCAAGUUAAUACUCACUCCUAUUUCACAAUCUAAAAAACUGAGGAUUCCUGAUAAUUUUGCAAGGAUAUAUAGCAAUGAACUCAGUACAACUUCAAUCCUCAAGGUACCUACAGGAGAAACUCAGGAAGUAACAUUACUUAAAGAAGAUAAUCAGUUAUGGUUUCAUAAUGGUUGGCAAGAAUUCAUGGAGUAUUACUCCAUUAGCUAUGCAUUCUUUCUUUUGUUCAAUUAUGAUGGGAAUUCAAAUUUUUCGGUCCUUAUUUUCAAUCCGACUGCUUGUGAAAUAUCAUAUCAACGAAAUCCAAGCAAUAGUAUCUCUAAAGAACAAUGUGAAAUUUGUCCUGAAAAAAUGAAUGGUGAUAAUGAGGAGAUCACAAGUGACACAAAAGAAGACACUCUAUUUGGGCGUGGCUAUUCGAUGUCCAGAGCCUCGAAGAAUUAUGAGGCGCUAAUGAAGGAUGUAGUUGCUGCUGGAAUCUCCAGGCCUAAAAGACCUUUCUUUGUUACUGAUAUAAAGUCUUAUGCUCUGGAUACAGGAUUGUACUUGAAUGUUUCCUUACCUUUUGGUCGAGAUCAUUUAGGAUCCAAAGGAGAUGUAACCAAGUUGGUUAUAUUAGAGGCAUAUGAUGGAAGACAAUGGAAAGUUCGUUGUAUUAAAGGCCAUUAUAGAUGUACUUUUGGCUCUGGAUGGAUCAUCUUUGCACGAGAGAUUGGUUUGGAGGUUGGCGACAUCUGUGUUUUUGAACGUACUCGUGCAGAAGAAUGUCUGCUCAAAGUUCAUAUUGCUAAGAAGUCACAAAUCAAUGCUGCAUCAAUAUCAUCUGCAUGACUUGAGCAUCUACAUACAGAUGGUAAGACUUUUAGGAUUAUCCGUCUUAUGUUUUUGCAAAGUUGCAUAAACAUUUUGUUCAUUAGUAUGUGAUAUGUCAUAUGUACCAAACCAUAAAGACUUAUCUUAGUUCGAUCUAUCUGAUUUCUGCAUUUCAAAAGAAGGGGCUAAACAAGUCAUUCAAUUCAUAUAUUUGAUGUAGACAUACAAUAUUCUGACUACAAUUGCAUACAUGUACUAAUGCUGUUGAAUACAAUUUUGAAGUAUAUAUACUAGUAGUAAUCUUGAAGAAGCAUGCUUCAAAUUGCAAACGCAACAGACCUUUUGUUGCAUGAAGCUAAAGAAUAGACACCUAUACAGCCAUCAAAUUGAUGACCUAGCCAUAUUUAUGGCCACUUCUAACGAGAUCUUGCUCUUCGAGCCGGACAUGAUCGCCAUUGUUGGAGAGCAUGAGGAGAAGUAAUUUCCAAACCAUAAUGAUAAACAAAAGUAAUGGAAUAUUAGGUUUUUAUGACUCCUAGAGUUUGUGGUUUGACUGAGAUGGAAUGCCUAGCAUUACCAAUGUGGAUAUGGUGGUCACCCAAUGGAAUUCUCCUGAUGCCUGAUUUAUCCACCACACUCAAGUACUUGCACACAUGGAUGUGGACUCUCACCCUUUGCUGGGAACCCGCGGGUAGAUGGACCCUCUCGAACGCAACGAGUUGCUUCUGUGGGGCCCAUUUUCCUGCCGGUGGCCUAGAGAAGACAAGGAGGGUGUGGGCUCCAUCUUUGGACCCUUCAUUCUUGACAUCUACAUGUACCAUCAAGGAGAGUUGGCCACACCUUGCAUGAGUCACACGGAUAGCUUUGCCAGAGGCACUGGCAUUAGACCUUCGAUGGCCGUCCAAUGGAACCAUGACCUCCAUUGGGGCGUCCGCUAUUGUGUGAGUAAAAUGGGUGUAGCUCAACCCAUGUCCAAAGGGAUAGACCACAGGA